GAAUUUUAUUUUAGACUUUUCUUUACCGAGUUAUAGGAAAAAUACCGAAAAACUUUCAAAAAAACUAUGUUUUUAAAUUUUGGAAACCCCAUAACUCGAUAAAGAAACGUCUAAAACAAAAUUCCAAAAUUAUACCUCUGCACAAUGACCUUGGGUACCUCUGGUAAAAUUUUUAACUCGAUCGGAUGAAAUUUAAGGGAGUCGUACUGUGGUCCAAUGGAACCCGGUAGCAAAAAAAGUAGUUUUCGAGAAAAAACGCAUUUUGUACACAGGCCACUUUUUUCAGGGCAUUUUCCAGAUACUUAUAUCUCCACGAAAACUCAUCAGAAAAUUCGGAAAAACGUCUCAUUGAGAAGAAAAUACUUUCUUCUAUCAGACUAUACGUAAGAAAAAGCUCGAAUGUACAGAAAAGGAGAGAAAAAUUUAUGAAACUAAAAAAUUGAGUUUGGUAAAGAGAGGAAUAUCCUUAAGUGGAAAAGAAAUGUCGGAUUAAUCAGUCGUUGCAGUGCCCAUUUCUAGCUGGAACACAAUUUCAAUCUGCUUGCAGUCAUAUAAACGUAUCUUUAUUUUACCUGUAAACAGAUACUGUAACUAGAUUCUCUCGCCUACUUAGUUUUGCUUGAGAUAGGAAAAACGCUUGUCAAUCAAUGUAGACCUUAGGGCGUAAAAGUGAAACUGCUCUUACACGUUAAAGCUAUCACGUGUGAUCUUGUACACAGUCAUACAAAACAGUUCUAUCAUCUUGCCUCUAAUUCGGUCGGAAACACAUCUCGCCAUGACUCUUCCACCAGAGGAUGUAUAAAAUGAUCUCUUUCAAUCGAAGAUGCCAUAUGAAUAUCAAAGUGUUUUAGAAUAUUUCUCAAUGGCAUCUUUUUUGUUAAGAAGAGGAUAAACGAAAAAUAGAUGUCAUGCACAUCUGGAACAUUUCAUGCAUAUCGGCAAAGAUACCAUAUCACAGUUUUAUCACUUUCAUCAUAUGGCAUCUUUUUCCUUGCUUUUGUGACUUAUGGUGGUGCUUUUCCAUGUGUAAACUUCAACCCCUGUUUGCACCUAUUUUAUUACACGGAGAAGCUUUAUAAAAAAAGACUCUUACUAGUAGUUUGUCUACAAUAAACUAUGUUUGUUCUUAUUUAGGUACAUCUGUCACACCAAUAGAGAAAACGGGUAUGUCCAAUUUUGUUAGCUUUUGUGAUGGUCGUCAAGAUUUAAAAAAUGGGACACGUCAUUGUUUAUCUGUUGAUCGUACAUUUCAAGAUCAAUUAUGUUAUCAUCGAAAUAAUUGUGCAGAUCGAAUGCCAUUUUUAUGUUUUACUUAUCCCGUAGUAUCGGUUGAAUUGAAUAAUCUACUAAAAAAUACAACAAAAGAUAAAUUAGAUCGACAAUUAUUAAUUGAAGUACAAGUUAAUGAACAUCAUCAUGACGACUUUAAUAAAGUAUCAACACCACAUUUUAAUCUAAGUAAUAAUUCUUAUAUCAUGACACAACAAAAUGAGGCUAUUGUUCGACCAUAA
Didymodactylos carnosus is the source of this 1511-nucleotide messenger RNA. Lineage: Eukaryota; Metazoa; Rotifera; Eurotatoria; Philodinida; Philodinidae. The record is from the annotation of a GenBank genome assembly.